This is a messenger RNA of Arctia plantaginis, 115 nucleotides long. NCBI's taxonomy places the organism in Eukaryota, Metazoa, Arthropoda, Insecta, Lepidoptera, Erebidae. The record is from the annotation of a GenBank genome assembly.
UCUGUUUAAAGUACCCACACUAAGGUGGGUCCCAGAUUUCGGGCUCAAGACGCACAAAGAAUCUGAAAAGAAAUCUGAAAUUCUGAAGAAAUCUGAAAAGAUACAAAUUCUAUAA